Messenger RNA from Suillus plorans, 576 nucleotides. RefSeq lists its product as uncharacterized. The record is from RefSeq and is a predicted model, not a curated record. The annotation marks the transcript as partial. NCBI's taxonomy places the organism in Eukaryota, Fungi, Basidiomycota, Agaricomycetes, Boletales, Suillaceae. The transcript has 2 exons.
UUCCUUGACGAGACCAUAUUUCUGGAGGGUCGUGGUCACGAAGGCCAGCGCACAGUCUGCCGCUGUGGCAGUGAAAUUGAAGAACCCAAGUACCGUUGCAGGGACUGUUUCGGCAUGGAAAUGUACUGUCGACAUUGCACUGUUGAGCGCCAUCAAUCCAGUCCACUGCAUGUUAUUGAAGAGUGGAACGGCUCUUUUUUCCAGCGCACACACCUCAAGUCCCUUGGUUUACGUGUGCAACUGGGUCAUCCUCCCAGUGACCACUGUUACAAUCCGCGUCCCUCAACAGGCAAUGACUUCAUCGUUGUUGACAUCAAUGGGAUCCAUGAUGUCGCAUUAGAUUUUUGCGGCUGUCACACUGCCCAACUGCGCUACAAGCAACUAUUACGAGUCCGAUGGUAUCCGGCAACAACGACGGAUCCGCAAACAGCUGCAACGUUCAACGUACUCGAGCACUAUCAACUGCUGUCAUUCGAGUCUAAGAUUUCGGCCUACGAAUUUUAUCACAGCCUAGCCAGGUGCUCCGACAAUACUGGAUUGUCACCCAUCAAGGUAAGUCAUAAAAUUUCAAUUUAA